Molecule: messenger RNA, 1778 nt
Organism: Gryllus bimaculatus (two-spotted cricket)
Lineage: Eukaryota; Metazoa; Arthropoda; Insecta; Orthoptera; Gryllidae
Source: the annotation of a GenBank genome assembly
UAGUACUCUUUGAUCCGUACCGUACUGUGUACUCUCUAAUUCAGCACAUGAGCUUCGAUUCUGGCUGUUUACUCUUUGCUUUAGUCAUCUUGCGUUUGACGAGGUAGUGAAACAGUGGCACGUGGGAGAAUAAAAUAUGGUUAAGUUGAAGGCAAUACAGAAUACUAGUGGGAAGAAAACAGCAAAAACUGACUUAUUAAAAGUGAAACAUGGAAAAGUGAAGAAAACAAAAAAUGUUGCCAAUUUGGUGCUGAAUUCUAAUCAAAAUGCGAAGCGUGUUCAAAACGUGAUACAUUCGGUAAAAGAUGAUGGUAACAUUGAAGUAUCUAAUAAAGAAAUUGUGAAGCAUUUGAAACAUCUUAAGAAGGCAGCAAAUUCUUCGCAUUUUUCGAAUAAUAUAUUUACUAAAAGUACGCCAAAAGAAGAUGAGGUGGCUUCAAAGACAGAGGUUACUCUUAACCAAGUCAGUGUUAAAACCAAAAAAAAUAAAAAGAAUAAAAAAAAAGAAAAGGAGUUGAAAGUAAAUGAAAAGGAAAUUGAAGAAGCUCUUCCUGUGUCAAGAUGGUCUGAUGAUCCAAUUCCCAAGAAAGUACAUUGGAAAAACAGACAAAGACUCCUUAUCUUUGGUUGUCGUGGUAUUGGUACAAGGGAUCGACAUUUAAUGAAAGACAUACGAAGAUUGUUGCCACAUUCAAAAAAAGAAAACAAAAUGGAAAGAAGAGAAAAUUUAACUGUUGUAAAUGAGGUCUGCACAAUGAAGCAUUGUAACCAAUGUAUAUUAUUUGAAGGACGUGCAAAUCGAGAUGUGUAUAUGUGGAUUUCCCGUGUACCUGAUGGACCAUCUGUAAAAUUCUUUCUUCAAAAUAUUUAUACCAUGGAUGAGUUGAAGUUUACUGGAAAUUGCCUGGUCGGAUCCAGACCACUCCUCUCAUUUGAUGAGAACUUUGAAAAUAUUUUACAUUACCGCUUAAUAAAGGAAUUGCUAGUUCAGAUAUUUGGAGUACCAAAUCACCACCCACAAAGUCAACCCUUUUUUGAUCAUGUGUUCACGUUCUCUGUCUUGGACAAAAGAAUUUGGUUCCGGAAUUAUCAGAUUCUCUCUGAAGAUGGAGCUCUAGUAGAAAUUGGCCCUCGAUUUGUAAUGAAUCCUGUCAAGAUAUUUGAUAAGAGUUUUGGUGGAGAAACAAUAUGGGAAAAUCCUCAUUAUGUGACACCUGCAAAGCUUCGACAACUAGUGAGAAAAGCUGCUGGUGGAAAGUAUGUUCAUAAGCUAAACCAAAAAAUUAACCAAGAGAAAACAAAGGGUCAAGUGUCAUAUAAAUUCCCUGCAACCGAUGAAGUAUUUACUGAUGAUACAUGGAAAACUGCAAAGGAAAUGGUUUCUAAGAGCAUUGAAGUUGGUGGCCCAUUGAAAAAGAAAAAGGGGGUAAAAAAGAAUAAAGGAAAGAAAAAAUCUUCACAACCUUGGAAAGUUCAAGCAGUUGGGGAAUGAAGGCUAAAUAGUGUAAUGAUCUGUGAUGUAAAAAUUAUUUAAAUUCUAGACUUGAGCAUUGUUGUGUCAUCUGUACAGGAUUUUCAAUAAAAUGUUCAAAUAUUUGAUUAUAAAAUUUGUUUCAAUCUUUGGAGUAGUAUAAAAAAAUAUUAUUUGUUCAUAUUAAUGCUAAUAACAUUACACCUGUAUAAAUUUGACCCUUCUCUGAAUAAAUCCCUUUAUGUCCAUCAUUAGUGCUAUUUGAAUAUGAAAUGCAUAUUCCAGGCAUAGAUACUCGAUUUUCUCG